CGGAACCAAACUAAGAAAAGAAAUUCCUUCAGAUAGUGAGUGACAAUAUAAACAUUCAAUUUCAAGUCCAUUCUCAGGGGAAGGCGAACUUCAAAUUUUUUGACGUGAGUAAUGACUUUGGUAUUUGGAUAUUCCAUUUAAAAGACAUUCUCCUUUGUGGGGAUUCUUAAUUUGAAGUUUGGUGUGUACUGUUUUGAUCUUUCUGGAAAGAUUGAGAUUUUGAGAGUUAGUUUGAUUCAGUAAUGGCUUCAAAAGAAAUGACAAGUAAACUUUGGAGAUGGGGUUUAGGUUUGCUAUACAUAUUUGCUGUUGCAGCUAUCUGGAUAGCUGCUAGUUUUGUGGUACAGUCUGUUGUUGAUGCAGGUGUUUCACCAUUUCUUGUAACAUACAUUUGCAAUUCAUUAUUCAUUGUUUAUAUUCCCUUAGUUGAAAUCGGGCGUUAUAUAGAAGAUACUUAUGGAAGUUUAAUGUUCUGGAGAAACAAAAAGAACUGUGCUUUACGAGAGUUGGGAGAAUCAGAGAAAGCUAUCCUUCUUGGAGAGGGUGUUUCGGGUACAAAAGCAGAUGGAUCGAAUCAAUUCUCACUUGCGGAAGAGGGAGAAAUCAGUCAUGAGAAAAGGGGUGGUUCACAGUUGGAUUAUGGUUCUAAUGAGCUUACUAAGACUUUGCCUGGUGAAGGUGAAGUUGAUGAAGUGGCUAACAUAGGCUUGGAUGCAAAAGGGCGAUGGACACGCACUAGAGUGGCUAAAGUUAGCCUGUUAAUAUGCCCAUUUUGGUUUCUGGCUCAACUGACUUUUAAUCUCUCAUUAAAGUAUACUACUGUUACGUCUAAUACCAUCUUAAGCAGUGCCUCCAGCCUUUUCACAUUUUUGGUCUCUUUAGCAUUUUUGGGUGAGAAGUUCACUUGGGUAAAGCUUGUAAGUGUCCUUCUUUGCAUGGCAGGAACUAUUAUUGUCAGCCUGGGAGACUCAAGUAACUCCAAGAAUUUAAGUGUAAUUGUUUCAAACCCUGUUCUUGGAGACAUUCUGGCUCUUCUCUCGGCUGCUCUAUAUGCUGUCUAUGUUACACUUAUUCGUAAAAAGUUGCCUGAUGAUGAUGAAAAGAAUGGUCGUGCCAGCAUGGCACAAUUCCUGGGAUUUCUAGGGCUUUUCAACGUAUUCAUUUUCCUUCCUUUCGCUCUUAUACUCAAUGUCAGCAAGCUAGAGCCUUUCAACACACUAUCCUGGAAGCAGUUUGGCCUGAUUAUGGGAAAAGGUUUGUUGGACAAUGUGCUGAGUGAUUAUUUAUGGGCAAAAGCUGUUCUUCUCACCACAACAACAGUAGCAACGGCUGGUCUGACUAUUCAAGUGCCAUUAGCAGCGGUAGUCGAUACGAUAAUAGGCAAUGCUCCGCAUGUCAUGGAUUACCUCGGAGCUGCAGCUGUGAUGAUUGGUUUUGCAGGCAUCAACAUCCCUUCUGAUGUUUUUGGCAGGUCUAAAGAAGCUACCCUUGAAUUAGAAAAUGAAAAUGUGCGUUCAACUAAUGAAGAGCAUAUCCCAUCACUGAACCAAGAAACAGUUGCCAUUAACUAACAUGUUGCUGCUGCUGUAAAGUUACUACACGUUCCAAGUAAGUUAAUUCUUUUGAGAAUAUAUUUUAUUUUUAAUCAAAGUAGCAAAGUUGAAAUAAAUGUAUACAAAAGGAUCAGGGAUUAAUUAUGGCCCUUGGCUUUGAUGGGCUUUGUUUGAUGGUUUUUUCAUUGGACUGUGUACUUUGGUGACUAUAAGAGGAAGACAGCGUGGAGAAUCCAUCAUGGUGCUAGGAAUUAUGUUCUUGUUUUGAAGUAGGAAAAUAGGUAAAAAACACGUUGAAAUUCAAGCAGACAUUAAUACAAGACUAUGGAGAUUUUUUA
Molecule: messenger RNA, 1891 nt
Organism: Theobroma umbraticum
Lineage: Eukaryota; Viridiplantae; Streptophyta; Magnoliopsida; Malvales; Malvaceae
Product: EamA-like transporter family
Biological process (GO): transmembrane transport
Cellular component (GO): membrane
Molecular function (GO): transmembrane transporter activity
Source: RefSeq, a predicted model, not a curated record